Molecule: messenger RNA, 1595 nt
Organism: Salvelinus namaycush (lake trout)
Lineage: Eukaryota; Metazoa; Chordata; Actinopteri; Salmoniformes; Salmonidae
Product: immunoglobulin lambda-1 light chain-like
Exons: 8
Coding region: 422-1165 (247 amino acids)
Source: RefSeq, a predicted model, not a curated record
AUUUGGUUUUCAUACAGAUGUUCAUAGUCAGACUGUUGUGAAAGGUUUAGAUUGGAUGAGCUUAUUAGUCACUUGUAUAGGGACACAGAUGUAAUUAUAGGGUACAGUGAAAAUCUUGUUCUCCGGGCUCCAACAGUGCAGUCACUCUGAGUGUGGAUUGCAGUCACUCCGAGACUUUUCCAGUAGACUGCUUUCAAGGUAACUCAGUAUAUCUGGGAUAAUGUCCAAGGGACUCGUCUGAAGGGAGUCCCAGAUCUGUGUACUGAGCCAAAGCACUCUCUCACUGCCCAACACUGUGCUACCACCCUCAGCCACCCUGCUCCCCUGUGUGUAGGUCCUGCAGCCUCUCCUCUCCUCACACUCCAACCCUGCUCAUCUCUCAGCUGGACAGUAAGGGCCGUUCACACCACACACUGACAACAUGCUGGGGACACUCUGCACUCUCAUCACUGCUCUGACAUGUGUCAGUGGUGUGACUGUGGUGACACAGAAGCCUCCUGUUGUGACAGUGAGGAAAGGAGACACGGCCACUCUGGACUGUAACCUGGGGACUGUUGAUAAUAGAGACAAUAGUGGUGCUCGUUGGUAUAAACAGGUUCCAGGAGGAGUUCCUCAGUAUGUUUUACAGUGGUACUACUAUAGUUGGACCUCUCUAAAAUAUGGCUCUGGUUUCUCCUCUCCUAAAUUCACAUCUAAUCAUCAGUCGAUAUCAGAUUAUAGUUUGAUUAUUAAUAAAACGGAGGAGAAAGACUCAGCAGUGUAUUACUGUAAGACAAAUGACUACUCUGUCGACGAUUGGGCAUUCGGACCAGGAACCAAGCUCAUUGUUACUGAUGGAGAUCUUGCUACACCUGCUGUGACUCUGUUCCCCCCGUCCACUGAAGACCUCAAGUCCAGCAGAGCAACACUGGUGUGUCUGACUAGUAACCUGUCUCAGAAGUCCAAGGGGUUGGCAGAUGUCAGCUGGAUGUCUAACAGUGAAUCAGUGACAGAAGAUGUUUCUACCAGCCCUGCUGAGCAGCAACCAGACAAAACCUUCAAGAUCAGCAGCUAUCUGACCAUUCAGACUGCAGACUGGGACAAGGACCUGGUGUUCACAUGUAAAGUGUCGUUGGGGUCAACAUUCUCUGAGAAAGAGAUCAGAAAGACUAGUUGUAGUCUGUAAAACAAUAGUUUCAGACAAUCAAUACAACUGGUAGUUUGUUAUAGCUUCACAAAGAGUGCAGCUGUUAUUUUGUUAGAACGUUUAAGUUGUGUUUUGAUCCUUGCUUUGCUGUUAAAUAUAGAAGUUAAAAUCCUAACAACAUGGAUGAUAUUGGGCUGAAGUCUGAAUGCAGCAGUGAAUAGUAUGACAAUAACCAAUGUAAUGUCAAAUAGCUGUUGAGGGUUGUUUCUCAUGACAAGUUACUAUUGAUGCAUUCACUGUACUGGCAUCAUGUUCUCUAAAACAUAACAUCUGAAACACUGUCAUGAUGACUAGGUCUCUCUACUAUUGUGAAAUGAGUUGAAUUACUAAUGAUUAAUAGAGGAAUAGUUAGAGCUUUGCUGUAUUGUGGAUAUUAAAUAAAGAACAUUCUAAAGAACAAGUGUUUGUA